Messenger RNA from Emiliania huxleyi CCMP1516, 978 nucleotides. RefSeq lists its product as hypothetical. Gene Ontology annotation, cellular component: nucleus; cytoplasm. The annotation marks the transcript as partial. Gene Ontology annotation, molecular function: ubiquitin protein ligase binding; protein tag activity. The transcript has a single exon. Lineage: Eukaryota; Haptophyta; Isochrysidales; Noelaerhabdaceae. Gene Ontology annotation, biological process: modification-dependent protein catabolic process; protein ubiquitination. The record is from RefSeq and is a predicted model, not a curated record.
UAUGCAGAUCUUCGUCAAGACGCUGACCGGCAAGACCAUCACGCUCGAGGUCGAGCCCUCUGACUCGAUCGACAACGUCAAGGCCAAGAUCCAGGACAAGGAGGGCAUCCCGCCCGACCAGCAGCGCCUGAUCUUUGCGGGCAAGCAGCUCGAGGACGGCCGCACCCUCUCGGACUACAACAUCCAGAAGGAGUCCACCCUCCACUUGGUGCUUCGCCUGCGCGGCGGCAUGCAGAUCUUCGUCAAGACGCUGACCGGCAAGACCAUCACGCUCGAGGUCGAGCCCUCCGACUCGAUCGACAACGUCAAGGCCAAGAUCCAGGACAAGGAGGGCAUCCCGCCCGACCAGCAGCGCCUGAUCUUUGCGGGCAAGCAGCUCGAGGACGGCCGCACCCUCUCGGACUACAACAUCCAGAAGGAGUCCACCCUCCACUUGGUGCUUCGCCUGCGCGGCGGCAUGCAGAUCUUCGUCAAGACGCUGACCGGCAAGACCAUCACGCUCGAGGUCGAGCCCUCCGACUCGAUCGACAACGUCAAGGCCAAGAUCCAGGACAAGGAGGGCAUCCCGCCCGACCAGCAGCGCCUGAUCUUUGCGGGCAAGCAGCUCGAGGACGGCCGCACCCUGUCGGACUACAACAUCCAGAAGGAGUCCACCCUCCACUUGGUGCUUCGCCUGCGCGGCGGCAUGCAGAUCUUCGUCAAGACGCUGACCGGCAAGACCAUCACGCUCGAGGUCGAGCCCUCCGACUCGAUCGACAACGUCAAGGCCAAGAUCCAGGACAAGGAGGGCAUCCCGCCCGACCAGCAGCGCCUGAUCUUUGCGGGCAAGCAGCUCGAGGACGGCCGCACCCUGUCGGACUACAACAUCCAGAAGGAGUCCACCCUCCACUUGGUGCUUCGCCUGCGCGGCGGCAUGUGACCUGACCACACUUCGUCCCGCGCGUGCACGCGCCAUGGCACAUGGGCUCGCGCCCCGUC